Molecule: messenger RNA, 2445 nt
Organism: Hymenoscyphus albidus
Lineage: Eukaryota; Fungi; Ascomycota; Leotiomycetes; Helotiales; Helotiaceae
Source: the annotation of a GenBank genome assembly
AUGUCUUCUCAAAUCUACUCCAGAUAUGUCCCACCAGCAAAGAAACAAAAAAUCUCUGCCAUUGCACCAACCGAUAUCAUCCAAAGCGCAUCUCCCGCACCCACCAAAACAGCCCCACCAUCCAUUAAAAACGAUGCCUCCUCGACAUAUGCCCGAUAUGUCCCCCCCUCCAAGGCGAAACCUCAGGCGGCUAUUGUAGAUGAGACCAUUUCUAUGCCAAUCAUUGGCUCUCACCCGUCAAAGAGAAACCAUGAAGAAGUCGAAGCAGCCAACACUGCUCCAAUUCCAAAGAAAUCGAAAAAGGAAAAGUUGAAGAGUGUCGAUGUUGGCGUUGUUGCAAAUGCUGCCGGUUCUGAGAUCAAAUCGAAGAAGCUCAAGUCGAAAACAAAGGAUAAUGGAAAAGAGAAGGAAAAGGUAUCAAAGGACGGAGGUUCCAAGGAAAAGAAACCGGCAGUUACAGAGGAUGAUGAUGAAGAGGACUCGAGGCAUAAAAAGUUGAUGCGGAAACGUGAAAAGUCGCUGAGAAAGGCAGAGAAGCUUGCUAAGCAGGAGGAGGAGGAAAAGGCUGCUACUCAGCCAGAAGAUGCUGUCCAAGAAGAGGAGGAGAUAUAUGACUUGGGACCAUUACCCCAACCUGACCCAAUACCUGAACCCCUACCCCAAUCAGCCUCAGCCGCAUUGCCUACCUGGAUAUCGACGCCAAUUCGGGUCUCAUCUACAGCAACAGCACAGUUCUUGGAUAUUGGAGUUCCAAAGGAAGCAGUUCCCAUACUUUCCUCGAAAGGCUUUGCUGAGGCUUUCGCCGUGCAAUCCGCAGUCCUUCCACUUCUUCUCCCGGGGUCUUCCCAACAACUUGGAGAUGUUCUAGUAUCAGCUGCAACCGGUUCUGGAAAGACUUUGGCAUAUGUCCUGCCAAUGAUUGAAGAUAUUAGCAAGAAUAUGACUACGAGGCUCCGCGGGUUGAUCGUUAUGCCAACCAGAGAACUGGUGAUCCAAGCGCGUGAGGUCUCGGAGACAUGUGCUUCUGCUUUCACUGCUGGCUCAAGAAGACGCGUAAAGAUCGGAACAGCUGUAGGAAGUGAAAACUUCAAGUCGGAACAACCUUCCAUAAUGGAACAAGAACUCGUUUUUGAUCCAGAACAAUACCGAGAAAAUCAGAAGCGUCUCAAUUCAAAGUGGGAGACAUCCGACCAAGAGAGUGAUGGAGAAGAUGAACCUCUAUACACCGAAGAGAGUGUUUCGCUGUUGGAAGACCAUGUACUGCGACCGGUGCCCAAAGUGGACAUAUUAAUUUGUACUCCUGGUCGACUCGUUGAGCACAUGAAAUCAACGCCUGGUUUCUCUCUUCAGUAUCUCAACUGGCUGGUUGUGGAUGAAGCAGAUAAACUACUUGACCAAAGUUUCCAGCAAUGGUUACCUGUUGUAAUGGGAGCUUUGCAAAAAGAACGACGCACCUUGCAGCGGAGAGCCAGUCAUAUUAGAAAGGUCAUUCUCAGUGCUACGCUGACGAGAGAUAUUGGUCAGUUGAGUGGUCUGAGACUUUAUAGACCUAAGUUGGUCGUCCUCGAAGGCACUUCGUCCGAUGUGUCUAUGGAGGACAGCCAGGUUCCUCAUGGUCACAUUCUUCCUUCGCUGCUUGUUGAAGCUGGAAUCAAGGUUGAAGACGAAGGCAUCAAGCCCCUAUACUUACUAGAGAUUCUCAGACGCGAAGAUUUAAUCACUAAAGUAACUGCCUCAGCCGAUGACGACGAUUCUGAUUCUGAUUCUCCAUCGGAAGAUUCCUCCGAUUUAUCUUCAGACUCUUCAUCAGACGCCUCAUCAGAUGCCGACAGUUCAGAUGGAGAGAGUGCGCAAAAAGAAAGGCCCGCCAUUUCUGCUCCCCUCUCGCAGUCAGUUCCAAGCAAUGUUACAUCGCCUCCUGGCCGAGGUGUUCUUGUAUUCACAAAGUCAAACGAGACAGCCAUCCGUCUGGGCCGUCUUCUCGCUCUCCUAGAACCUAAAUCCUCACCCACGAUCGCAACCCUCACAUCUACUACAAGAAGCUCAACCAGACGAACAACCAUCAAAGCAUUCGAAAACCGCAAAAUUUCAAUUCUCAUUGCGUCAGAUCUCGUGUCCCGUGGUCUUGAUCUUCCAAAUCUAGGUCACGUCAUAAAUUACGAUAUUCCUACCAGUGUUGCAAGUUAUGUGCACCGAGUGGGUAGAACGGCAAGAGCUGGGAAAGAGGGACACGCAUGGACUUUCUUUACACCAAGUGAAGCCUGGUGGUUUUGGAAUGAGAUUGGGCGGUCUGGAGCCGUGGAGAGGAAGGCUAAUACGAAGGUGGGGAGGGUCAAUAUCAAUGCCGCUCAGUUUGAUGAGAGUCAAAGAGAUAGGUAUGAGGCUGCUUUGGAGACAUUGAGAUUGGAGACUAGUACAGUGACGGGCAAGAAGUCUGACAAGUAA